AAAUAAUUUUCAGUUUCAAGUACGAUUAGUUCUUAUUGUUAAUCUGCUUCUUCAAUAAAAUGGAACAGUUACUACCGAAAAACAAAGUCUACUUAGACGAAGAAGUCAAAGAAGAAUACCCCACAGCUUGUAUAUCAGCCAAAGACAGUUCCUGCAUUGAUUUCAGAAAACAUCAAAAUCUUUUACUCGUUUGUUAUCACUGUGGAGAUCACAACCUGAGCUAUGGCAACAAGUACUUUUGGCACCGUUGUGCGUACUUUCAACAUUUCUACUGCUACUACUGUUUCGAUCACAGUUUGAAGAGAUACAAUCACACUUGCGUGGAUGGAUCACCUAUUCACGACGAAACCAGAACCAUAGAGCAUUUGUUAUGUGGCAAGAUCAAGUUUGAAUGUCGCUGGGAAAAAUGCAAGAAGAUUUUUGGCGGUUCAACUCUAAAACACCACGAACUAUCCUGCGAGUUACAGCCAGAGAGAGAAUGCCCUGUAGAAUCCUGUAAUUGGAGUGGUAGACUUGACAUCAUGCAACGCGAUCAUUUUAAAGAACACGAAAACUUCAAGUUAAUAUUUCGAAAUGUUAUUCUGAAGUUAGAGUCAGGAAUAACUUAUUUUCUGAUGAUUCUGGAUAAGUUUGUGCGAGUGAGUUACAGUUCUGAGCAGCUGGGAGAAGUGUAUGAGCAUAAUUUUGAUUUGGAAGUGGCUAAAGAGAAGUUGGAGUAUGCUAGAGCAGUGGGACUGGUUUCUACAAAUCAUUUGUUGCUCAAGAAAGUGGAAGGUAAAGAUUCGGUGAAAAGUUUGAGAAAAACAGUGGUUAUAUUUGUGUAUUUUGAAGGAAAAUAAAUAAUUAUGUUAUUAA
Molecule: messenger RNA, 855 nt
Organism: Sitophilus oryzae (rice weevil)
Lineage: Eukaryota; Metazoa; Arthropoda; Insecta; Coleoptera; Curculionidae
Exons: 1
Coding region: 60-839 (259 amino acids)
Source: RefSeq, a predicted model, not a curated record